Messenger RNA from Loa loa (African eye worm), 750 nucleotides. RefSeq lists its product as hypothetical. The record is from RefSeq and is a predicted model, not a curated record. The coding region runs from base 48 to 617 and encodes 189 amino acids. Gene Ontology annotation, molecular function: calcium channel activity. Gene Ontology annotation, biological process: endoplasmic reticulum calcium ion homeostasis. The transcript has 3 exons. Lineage: Eukaryota; Metazoa; Nematoda; Chromadorea; Rhabditida; Onchocercidae. Gene Ontology annotation, cellular component: endoplasmic reticulum membrane; cytoplasm; endoplasmic reticulum.
UUUCAGGUUAAUUGCUAAAACUAAAUGUCCAGGAGAUUUCGUGAGUAAUGUACUCGGAUUAUUUGUUAAUCAUAUUUAUUGCAACAUGUACUGCGGUAAUCGGUGAAGCAUUAACUUAUAUACUCGUAUAUCGUAGUGAGCAGUACAAACGUUUGAAAAAUGAAAUGGAACGGAAAACGAAAAAACUGGAACGAAAGAAAGAGACAACCGCUGAAGCGGACCGUACGGCAAAGCGAAAAAUUGAUAGGGAAGAGGAAAGGUUAAAAGCGACUAAUCGAGAUAUGAGUAUGUUCAAAAUGAAAAGUAUGCUCGCAAUCGGUUUUGCUUUUACAGCGUUGCUAUCUACGUUUUCCUCAAUAUUCGAAGGACGAGUGGUAGCGAAAUUGCCCUUCACUCCUGUAUCAUGGAUUCAAGGGUUUUCACACAGGAAUCUCAUUGGAGAUGAUUAUACGGAUUGUUCUUUCAUCUUUCUGUACAUACUUUGUACCAUGACAUUAAGACAAAAUUUGCAAAAGAUGCUUGGAUUUGCACCAUCUCGAGCUAUGAACCGACAAUCACAACCUAAUUUCUUUGGUGCUGCACCAUCAUCGACGAAUAAUUUCAGCUACCUUCGUUAAGACAGUAGUCAUUAUAAAUGAUGACAGCAAUUCAAUCCUUCUUGGCACUUUUUUGUGUUUGUUAAUGCUGCUGGAAUAAAACAUUGCUUUCCUAGAAUUCCCAUAUUUUUCAGCAAAAAAAGUAAAACAAGGG